GUAUUACAAAUUUUACUCAAAAUUUAUCCUGACACAAUAUUACUUCGCGACAACAGAGGCGAAACGCCAACAGAAUACCUAAUUUGAUCAUUCGACGACAAAAUGUGAGUAUAACUAUGCUAAUACCACUUUCUACAUUUCCCAAUAAAGGCACCAUACCUAAGUGAUUUCCCAAUUAUAGGUAUAGCACGGGACACUAAAAAGAAAAAGUCGUAAAUACUAAAUUUACAAAACCGGUAAAACUCAUAACCUUAUCCAUCGACGCCAUUAUGAAAAUUUAAAAAAAGUUGCUCGAUCAAAGCGCGCAAUGGAACGUACGCAUGCGUAGAUAUGUUAGGUUCUUUACAGUGGAAGAAAGUAGGUUCAUAUAAAAUGGCUUGCGACUCUGUGGCUCGCUUAGUUUAACCUUGAGAAGGACCGAGAAAGCAUCGCGCGCGGUCCAAAAUGGCGGCGAAAAGUUUAAUUUUAAUUUUAUUCGUAGUUUUUUGUAGGGUCGGAAGUGCAAGUUUGCUAGAAAGAUCCUAUGACUUUGUUAUGGGUUUGGGGAAGAAUUUGGCGCCCAGUUUUAUGUCUAUUUUUGACUGUUUGGGAGAAGAUGAUGCUUGGAAUUGUGCGAAGCUUAAGGCGGGAAAGAUUUUGGACUCUUGGGAUGAAGAGGUUGAUAAACAGAGGAGGAGUUGGCAAGCGGCGGCAGAUGCUGAGGCCAGUUCAUCCGGCAGGUCCAUGGAGGAAUUACCCUCUAAACUAGGGAAAGAGGUAGAGGACUCUCUUACCUCUUUAGCGGAUAUCGUGCAACAUGGUGUGGCUAGAGCGAUGUCCAGAAAACAUGAUCACGAGGGCGGCGGCAUCGAUAGCAUAACCAUCUCCACCGGCGGGCAAGACAAAAAGAAGAAGAUGAAAAAGAAAAAGCAAAAGCCCCCAAAGAUCCACCUAGUCCACCCCAUGAUGAUGCAAGAGAUGGAGCCGAAAGGUCGGGCGUUCGGACGGACGCAGUCCUGGGUCAUUGGAGAGAAUGCCACAAGGAAGGGCAGGGGAAUGGUGGAAGAUUUCUUGAGCAUGGGGCAUAAGGCGUUGGAUGCCGUGGCCGAGCAUGCCGUGAAAAGUGAUGAGGUUGAAGAUGGAAUUGCGGAUAAGAGUGGCAUUGAAGAGCAAAGAGGCAAAAAGAAGAAGAAGAAGAAGGCCAUCCUGAAGCUACUGAUCCUUGGAGCCGUGCUGAAAGCCAAGAUCGGGACACUGCUGCAAAUUCUGUCGUUCAAGUUGCAGGUUAAAUUCUUCAUCCUUGCGCUGAUCGGUCUGGGUAUCAACCUGGCGCGAUUCUGGAUCGACGUGAAGAAACAGCAUCAACCUCCGCAGAAGGUGAUAUACUAUGAGCAUGCGCAGCAUCAGCACCACUAUGAUCACGAGGAGGAGCCAGCUGGCUGGGGCCCGUGGUCCCGCACCUCGGACCCUGUUGAUGAUUCCGAUUUGGAUGACAACAGUCCGUACAGAGCGCAGGAGAAACCAUCGACAUAUAUCCGACCUCAUCUCACCCGGGUCUAGGCGUAUGCUUGUCUUUUUCCCUCUAGUCCCAGUAGGUUCGUUGUUCGGUAUUUUGUAACUUACGGUGUAUUCCCAUUCGUCCCCAGCAGGCACAGAUGGGAAUAAGGGCAUUUAUAUGAAUCAUUUCCAUCUGUCCCCGCCUCAUGUAUGGCUGCGGUAACGUGGUGCGGGGACUAAUGAGAAUACACCGAACUUAUCCUUGUUUGAUAUGAGGUUUGGGAUAUUUCGUCCAUUGGAUAAAACGGGAAAAAAUCCCCUUAUAAAGUUGACCGACAACUUUAUGUAGUAAACAAUUUCGUAAUUAUCCCAAACUUUUAAUUUGAAAAGGGUCAGUAACCAAAAGACAACAGAAAUACUGAGAUUACAGGUCUAUCUACAGUCACUUUAGGUUUUAAGAUUAGAGUACCUUAAAUAAAUAAAUAGGGUAAUUUAAAAAUAUAACGGUACUAAUAACAUUCUCAGGUAUAUUAAUCAAGUUUACCAAAAAGAGAAUCCGCUUUAUAGUUAUAGUUUAAAUGUACCGGCCAAUGUAAAAUGAGUAAUUUUCUGAUGUUGCACACCAGGUUUUACGUUUAUUUCAAUAUCUACAUUUGGUAAAGAUCAAAUAAAAUGAUGUUUUUUUUUUCAUGACAAAAUUGAAUACUUCUAUUUAAGAUCAAGUUUUUGCAAUAGCAAAUGAUUAUGGUUUAAACAUACGGUCCUAUAGCUAAGUAGGUACAUACGUCUUUAUGUUCGAUCUUGCCUCAUGUUGUUGUAACUUUGUGCCGUGUUUUGUUUUUACCGUCAUGCGCUCCCAUCUAUUUAUUUUAGUUUAAAUUAUUUAUUUUGACCUAAGUUAUUUAUUAUUACUUUAAG
This is a messenger RNA of Cydia strobilella, 2394 nucleotides long. RefSeq lists its product as uncharacterized. The record is from RefSeq and is a predicted model, not a curated record. The transcript is spliced from 7 exons. Bases 445 to 1539 code for a protein of 364 amino acids. Lineage: Eukaryota; Metazoa; Arthropoda; Insecta; Lepidoptera; Tortricidae.